AUCCAGUCUUACAAAAUGAACCUUUUCUCUUUCACCAGAGUAGUGCCCAUCUUUUGUGAUGUGUUAACCCUUCUAGUUUAUCAGGAAAGAGGGAAACAGAAUUUUCAUUUUUUUAAAUUAUUAAUUGAUGAUGUGUAUUGGUGGUUUGCUGGGAGGACACACUGUUUUCUCCCUGUAUCUGCAUGUAGUCUUUACUCUUGGGGUGUGCAUCUCUGCUAACUCUGGGUAUCCUAGUCUCUUGUUAGAAGAACAUCAGUCCAUUUGAAUUGGGGCCAUCCAAAUGGCCUCAUGCUGUAUUCAUUCUUUAAAGAUCAUGUGGCCAAAUGUAUCACAUUCUGAGACGGUAGGGAUUAGAGGUAGCACACAGUUUGGCCUGUAGUAGAUGACAGCCAGCUAAAAAGUUACAAGAAGCCACAGGAGAAGUGAGAGUGAUUUGAAACAGAUUGGCCGCAGCAGCGGAAAUUGAUGACAAGCGGUUGGAUAUGGAUUUAUGAAUUUUGAAGUGGAGCCAACAAAUUUUUGACACCUUGUUUGUGAGGUAUAAAACAAAAGAGAGUUCAAGGUGACCCUUCAAGUUUUUGGAUGGAUUGAGAAUUUAUUGUCAGUGUAAGGAAGGCCUUGCUUACUCCUUUGAUUGGAAGGCAAGAGUAGAUUCCAGGCAAGUUCUAGGCACUCAUUUCUGUAAACUCAGCCUCAUAAAAGAAAGUAGGAAUAAUGUUCUCUGAUGGUUUUAGGAUUCGAGGGUUGGUUGUGAGAGGGACAGAGCAUGUUCUCUGCUCAAGAUGUUGGUGAUUUUUCUGACAACUGUUUUCUAAAAGGGAAGACUGUGUUUGGUGUGGCUUUUUCCCACCAGGCAUCCCUUUAGCACUUUGACACCCACCAUGCAUAAACUGACAAGGUGGACUCUGAUUCACCAUCUUGGUAAGAAAUACAUAGAGAAGCAUCCGCUUAUGUGAUAAGGGUGGAUAUUCUAUUGUCUAACAAGAUUCACUAAAUGAGUGUAUUCACACUUCCUAAGAUACUAUCAGAUGAGCAGAGAGAAUGGGUUUAGAGUGUAAGGAGUUUCUCUAUGAUGCCAGGAGACAUCCAAACAAUAGCUACUGCCAUACGGAAUGUUGAAAAUACUGAUCACAGUCACUGUUUAGCACAACUGUGUCUGUGCUGUUGAGUUCACAUUUCUCAAAGACGGUUUGCUUUACUUACAGUUGCUAGUCUUACAGCACAUUGUUGUCUGCCUCUGUCUGUCUCCAGCACAAAGGUACAUAUAUAUGCCUUGUAGUCUUGACUUAUUCAGUUCUUAUAUCUUCCAAAACUAAAUUGUGAAGCCUUUCCAAGUGACUUUUAGAACACUGAUAUCUGUUUAAAGCUUUUUCUUUUUUUCAAUUGCUUAAAUUUAUCACUCACUACAAUAAGCAAGGGCAGUGUCUUUGCCUUUCAGAAAGAAAUAAUAAAAAUUGCUGAGUGAAAAUUAAAAACCUGGAAUUAAUAAACUGACAAAAUAGGAAGUCAUCUAUUAUGGGUUACCAGGAAAAUGGCAAUGAAAACGGCUCAGGAAGACCAAUGGAAAACCACGUAGAAGGGAGCCAUAGAAAAUGUACACUUCAGAAGAGAGGUGUAACCAGAGAACUCAAAAAAGAAAAAUAUACCAUGUAUGCCCUCAGAAGGGGAAAAAGAUUUAUAUUCAUGUACAUGAGAUUACUCAAAUAGAUAAUCAAAUAUAUCAGUGCCUUGAACGUGAACAGAACUUUUGUGAAAACAUAGCACAUAUGUGUGAGAAAACAUAUACUGGGGAGAAACCUUAUAGAUGUGAUAUGUGUGAGAAAACCUUCAUCCAAAGUUCAGAUCUUAUUUCACACCAGAGGAUCCACACUUAUGAGAAACCUUAUAAGUGUAGCAAAUGUGAGAAGAGCUUUUGGCACCACUUAGCCCUUUCAGGACACCAGAGAACACAUGCAGGUAAAAAGUUUUAUACCUGUGACAUCUGUGGCAAGAACUUUGGUCAGAGCUCUGACCUGCUUGUCCACCAACGAAGCCAUACAGGUGAAAAACCUUAUCUGUGUAACGAGUGUGAUAAGUGCUUCAGUCGAAGUACAAAUCUCAUAAGGCACAGAAGAACUCACACAGGUGAGAAACCGUUUAAGUGUCUGGAAUGUGAAAAAGCUUUUAGUGGGAAAUCAGAUCUUAUUAGCCACCAAAGGACUCAUACUGGUGAAAGACCCUACAAAUGCAAUAAAUGUGAGAAAAGUUAUCGACACCGGUCAGCCUUCAUUGUACAUAAAAGAGUUCAUACCGGGGAGAAGCCGUACAAGUGUGGUGCCUGUGAGAAGUGCUUUGGUCAGAAAUCAGACCUUAUUGUACACCAGAGAGUCCAUACCGGUGAGAAACCAUAUAAAUGCUUGGAGUGUAUGAGAAGUUUUACUCGGAGUGCCAACCUAAUUAGGCACCAGGCAACUCACACCCAUACUUUCAAAUGUCUUGAAUAUGAGAAAAGUUUCAACUGUGGCUCAGACCUUAUUGUACAUCAGAGAAUUCACAUGGAGGAAAAACCACAUCAAUGGUCUAUGUGUGAGAGUGGUUUCUUCCUAGGUAUGGACUUCAUUGCCCAGCAGAAAAUGAGGACUCAAACAGAGGAGCUGCAUUAUAAAUACAGUGUAUGUGAUAAAAGCUUUCAUCAUAGCUCAGCCCUUCUUCAACAUCAGACAGUACACAUUGGUGAAAAAUACAUCUGUAAUGUGAGUGAAAAAGGUCUGGAUCUUAGCUCUCAUGCAUCGGAAACCUCUCGGACGUCUUGAUAAGAAAUCACAUAACCUUAAAAAAAAAGGUAUUUUACACAUCUGAACUCAUUAAGAGAAAGACUUUUUGGUGAAUUCAGAUUUCCCUCAGAUCUCAGACUUUAUUGGGAGCCAGAGAGAAAGAGAGUCUACAGUCUUAGGAACUGUAAGAAAAGCUUUAUGCAGAGAAUGGCUUUAUCAGGACACCAUUAUUAGCCACAUUUGUGAGGAACUCCACAAAUGCUCUGGGUUUUGGAAAACCUUCCACACAAGAAGGUUCAUACAGAUAGGAAGCCGUACACGUGCAGUAUGGGAGCUCUCCAGUAAUGUUAAGCCUUCAUCAUUACAAGAGAAUUCACACCAGAGAACAACCAUUUAAAUGCUUUGUGUCAGCAGUACUUUGGACAAUAUGUACACCUUAUUGGAUAUCAGAAAAGUCACCCUGGGGAAAAAACCCAGAAAUUACAGGAAAAAACUCUAACAAAAUUCUGACUUUCUUACCCAUCUUAGAAGCCAUACUGGUGUAGAUGAAUAUUUGUCUUGACUGUGGCAGAAACAUUUGUUGGAGAGUCUUACAUGGGUUUGCAUCCUCCUAAACAAGAAUCAGAAGACAGAUAAGUGUCUGAAUGAGAAAAGCUUGUUAAUUUUCAGCUUUUGGGGUGUAUCAGGAAACUCACAGCAGUGGAAACCCAUAAAUACUUUGUGUCUGAGGAGCUGAUCUAAUCGGGCCCCAAAGAACCGGUUCUCCAGAGGAGUUGUUCCAGUGUGAGAGAUCUAGUUGUGGGUGAGAAUCUGUAUAUAUGCUGUGUCUGAGAAGAGCUGUUCUUGUAGUUGAACCAUAUUGUAAAAAAUUAAAUAGAGUUGUAUGGAAGGAAAUAGUGUCUUAGCAACCCAGAAGUUUAUUCUGGAGGAGCUGGGGCAGGUCAGCAUGGAUCUGAAAUGUAACUCAGGUAAAGAUGCUUUUCUUUUGUCUGAACCACUUAAUGAUUGCUUUAAAAAACUCAUAAAUCCAGUAAAGGAAAGGAUUGUAAUUUUGUGUAUAAGGUAGAGUAUGGGUUAUUGGAAGAAAGGAGUGCUUUGAUUUUUGCUUGCUUUUUUUUUUUUUUUUAAACUCUCUUCUCUAGAAUGGGAAUGGUGUAUUGCUAGCAGGCUGUGAAAAGAACUAAGAAGCUAGGGAGUAUUUAGUUUGAGUUAAAAUUCUCAGUAGUUACCCCAUUGCAUGACCAACUUCAGCAGAAAACUGAAUAUUCAGCUCUUUGUCUCAAGAUCUGCCCUCAAAAUUGUCCAAAUUGUCCCUAAAGUAUCUUUUGGAGUUAACGCUGAAAUUUCAGAUUUAGAGAUUCAUUUCUUUUUAAGUCAAAAUAACAAACUCCAGGAUACUGGUUAUGAUGAUGAUACAGUAUCUAGGUUUUUGUGACUUGUUACAUCUCUUUUAGUGAUAAAUGCUGUAUCAGCUGGCUCAGAGCAGGAGUAGGGUGAAAGUUGUUAACCAGAGAACUCAGAGGAGAGACACAAUGAAGCACUCUUCAUGGAGGGAGCAGACACUGAUUUUGAGGGUCCUGACUCCAAAGCUUAUGUUCUAUAUUCUAUUAUCCUGAUGCUUGCAGCAAAUUAAGCUUCAUAAUGACACAUUUUUUUCAUUUAUUUCAGUUCUGUCAAGGAAAGAAAAAUACAGUUUAAUCCCAGGGAAAGGAUUGCAGUCAACACAAUGUAAGGUAUAUUCUUGGUUUGGAAUGCAGGAUUCUAAAUGUUAGAAAAGUGGUUGGCAGAUUCACCUGAGGUUUAAGGAUAAACAUUUGUUUCCAGUACAGAGAAGGUUAAUGUUUAACAUACUUUGGAUAGCUCACGACCCAAGCAUCUUAUGGUUACUUCUCAUUAUUUUUCUUUCUUUGGCUUAAAAGACUUUUAAUUCAAAUAUUUCAAGUUCCCGUGGUAUUUGGGACUCUGUAGAGUACAAUUAUUUUAUUGUUAAUCGCAGUCCUCUGGUUUUGUUGUAAUUUGUUUUGUGAACCCCUGAAUUCCAUGGGGUAUAAGUGUUUAGCGUCAUGAAAUUGAUCCGGUGAUUCCUUACAUGUGGCUGUAAGCUCUCAACCUGAUAGUUGUUUGAUAAUCAUAAUCUUAAGGCCAGUGAAUUUAGCUCAGUAAAGAACCUGGUUCCAGUGUUUUUCCUUUUAAAAAACAGGUUGUGUCAGUUUUAUUCUGACACAUUGUAGUAAUUUUUAUAAAUAACUUUAGUACUAUGAAAAUUUGUCCAUUGUGAUAAACACACACAAUGAUAUAUAUUUUUCUCCUUGGGGAAUAUCAUGCCUAUUACUAGCAAAAGUUUAAUAAUUGUGAUGCUUAAAAUAAUAUUGGUGUAUGACAACCACAGUAAAAAAAAUGAAUUAUUUAUUAUGGCUGCUCAUUAGUCAAUAGCGAGACCAUGGAGAAAGAGACAAAGUUUAAAACAUUAAUAGGUUGGUGAUUUACCCUUCAGCCUGUCUCACUGGUAAUUGUCUGUAGUCUCUAAGUAAACUAACAGUGGACCAUUCCUCAAACAGAACUUUGAGGAUGUAAAGCAGGCCUGAGGCCUGUUAACUAUGGUGAGAAGGUGUUGGUAUUACAUAGCAUAACCUGAGGUUGGAGAGGACCACUUGGGAGCCUGUUACCAAAGCUAGAAGGUGGUAACUUCUGGGAUGGAUGGAGGUUCCCUUGAAGCAGUGCCAACCCAAAUCUACCUCAGGUAAGUAGUUAGAGUAACUUUUUCAAGAUUUCAGACCAAAUGAGAUAAAUUAUAUUCCAUCCAUGUACUCCUCUAUGCUUUAUUGUUUUUGUUUACCUUUAAUUCUUAAAUAAACAUUUGUUCU
Messenger RNA from Onychomys torridus (southern grasshopper mouse), 5617 nucleotides. RefSeq names its product zinc finger protein 322 (gene Znf322). Gene Ontology annotation, molecular function: RNA polymerase II cis-regulatory region sequence-specific DNA binding; DNA-binding transcription factor activity, RNA polymerase II-specific. Gene Ontology annotation, biological process: regulation of DNA-templated transcription. Lineage: Eukaryota; Metazoa; Chordata; Mammalia; Rodentia; Cricetidae. The record is from RefSeq and is a predicted model, not a curated record. The transcript has 2 exons. The coding region runs from base 1593 to 2792 and encodes 399 amino acids.